AUGGAAGGCGGCCGCGCCGCCUCGGGCAAGCCGCGCAAACGCGUCACGUUCAAGCUAGUCUCGGCGUCCUCCGCCGACCCACGCGUGGCUUCCAACCCCUGGCAGCGCACGCUGGUCUUGAAGAACUCAUCCAAUGCCGCUCUCAAGGUGCGUUCUGCCGGAGCUGCCGCGAACGAUGUUCAGAAGGGCGACAAGACCGCCAUACCGAAGGAGUUUCUGUCGUUCAUCAACCCCGCGGACUUCGGCAUCCACGAGAACCUGACCGGUCCCCAGAAGGACGCCCUCAUCGCAGAGGUUUACGGCUCGCACGAGGAGUACGAGCGCAUCGCAGCCAAGUUCGCGGACGCGCCGGCGCCCGCAAAGCCCAAGGCCGAGGAUCUGGACGACGACUGCUACUUCCCCAAGGAUGGCUACGACUACAGCCAGCACCUGGCGACCAUCAACCCGCAGAACUUCAUACCGGCCCCUCGUGUGGAGGCCGCCGCCUCGAUCGUGAAGGCGGAACUAAACAGCAGCGUCGACUUCCCGGGGCUCAACGACACUGCGCCGGAAACGCCAGACGACCCUGAACUGGCGGAGGUGCUGAAGGCGCUCGACGAGUCCGGCAGUGAAGCGGAGGACAUGGAUGACGAUUUCGUCGCUAAAGCCAUGGACAACGAGGACCCCGACACGUUCAUCGACGAGAACGAGCUGCUCUGGGGCGGAUACAAGCCGCUGCGCAGGGUGACCUUCGAGGAUCUCGGUAUCCCCAAAGGCGACAGCGCACCUGCCCCCGUGUUCGGCGACCAGCCGAUUCUGUCCGACGAGGAGUUUGUCAUCUCUGACGAGGACGACGACGAGGACUCUGACUUCGACGCCGAGUACGACCCCACGGAGUCACUCGCGCAAAGUGCCCAGGCGCAGCUGGAUGCCUUGCGCGCAGCCAAUAUGCGCACUUCGAUGCUGGAUAUGGUGAACUGCGGCCCGUGGGGCGCCAGGGCGGAGGAGAAGGAGACCAUGGACGCCAUGGAUCCGGACGGCGCACUGAGCGAGCGCAUCCUGCAGCUGGUGCAGCAGCCGGACGACAGCGAAAGCGGCGAUACCGUGGAGUUCGAGCUCUCCUCGGACGAAUCGGAACAGUGGGAUGUCGAAACCGUGCUGACCAAAUACACCAACGCCACGAACCACCCUCAGCGCAUACUCAGCAGCGUAGUCAGGCGCGCACGCACUCGCGAGCGGCCUGAAGGCGCCGAGGAACCCAGCGCAAAGGCGGUGCCGGACGUCGAGUACAUCGAGCUGCCGCAGGUGGUCACCACCCGGCGCCGCGACGAGACUGCGGAGGAAAAGCGCGCCCGCAAGGCCGCCGUCAAGCAGGCCAAGGCGAUGAUCACGCGCAUGAAGAAGGAGAACAAGGAGGCGCUCAAGAGCGCCAAGAAGAAGGCGGCGGAGAAGUCGGCCGUCGGCUCCUACGACAUCGUGAACGGCGUGAAGUACCUCCGGCUGAAGUGA
Babesia bigemina is the source of this 1488-nucleotide messenger RNA. RefSeq names its product Protein LTV1 homolog. Gene Ontology annotation, biological process: ribosomal small subunit biogenesis; ribosomal small subunit export from nucleus. Bases 1 to 1488 code for a protein of 495 amino acids. The record is from RefSeq and is a predicted model, not a curated record. Gene Ontology annotation, cellular component: cytosol; preribosome, small subunit precursor; nucleus. The transcript is spliced from 5 exons. Lineage: Eukaryota; Apicomplexa; Aconoidasida; Piroplasmida; Babesiidae.